Molecule: messenger RNA, 3000 nt
Organism: Aspergillus fumigatus Af293
Lineage: Eukaryota; Fungi; Ascomycota; Eurotiomycetes; Eurotiales; Aspergillaceae
Source: RefSeq, a predicted model, not a curated record
AUGGAAGAGCAGGUAGCAAAUGCAAUUGAAAUCGCCUCGAAUCCGUCCGCAGACCCAGCCCUUAAGACGCAAGCCUUCGAUUUCGUGAAUCAGCUUCGCUCCGACCCGUCGGGAUGGCAGGUCUGCCUUUCACUGUUCACACAAACUCCCCAGCGCUCGGGUAUCGUGAGGCAUGUGGCUCUGGAAGUGGUCAAUAGCGCUGCACAGGGCGGUUUGAUAGACUUGCAGGCCCUAGCGUAUGUCAAGGAUGGCUUGUUGGCGUAUCUCCGGCAGGUCUAUGGACAGGACGCAGGAGCAUCCGACCCGCCGAACAUCCAGAACAAAAUCGCUCAAACCAUCACCUUUCUCUUCUCUGCACUCUACGCCAGCGGGUGGGAAUCAUUCUUCGAUGAUCUCCUCGGCUUGACCCAGAAAAGCCCCUCGAGCACGACGCGCGACAACGCAUCCGGAAUUAUCUUCUACCUUCGGGUUAUUAACUCGAUCCACGACGAGAUUGGCGAUGUUUUGGUCUCGCGGUCCCGCAAUGAACAGGACAAGGCGAAUGCGCUCAAGGACCUCAUUCGGCAGAGGGAUAUGCAGAAGAUCACCAGCUCAUGGCAACAGAUUUUGUCGGAAUGGCGGGACGGCAACGAUGUUAUUGUGGAGAUGUGCUUGAAGGCUGUCGGCAGCUGGGUCAGCUGGAUUGAUAUCGGUCUUGUGGUGAACCAGACAAUGCUUGAUCUUUUGUUCCAGCAGCUGGGCCGGGCGCAGAAAGAGGAUUUGAGACAAGGAGAAGAGAAGGUGCGGGAUGCGGCGGUCGAUGUCUUCACGGAGAUCAUCGGCAAGAAGAUGAAACCGGAGGACAAGAUCGACAUGAUUAUCUUCUUGAAUCUCGAUACUAUUGUUUCUCAACUCUCGAAUAGCCCCCCUCUGCACGGAAAUAGGUUCACCUUCAAAUAUGACACGGAUCUGGCGGAAACCGUCGCCAAGUUAGUCAAUAUCACCGUCAUUGAUAUUGUACGGGCAUUGGAACAGGAAGGUGUGUCGACCGAGUGCAAGGAGAAAGCCAAUGGGCUGCUUCAGGCUUUCCUGCCACAUAUCCUGAGAUAUUUCUCCGAUGAAUAUGAUGAAGUCUGCUCAACCGUCAUUCCGUGCGUUAGCGACCUCUUGACCUAUCUAAGAAGAAUCGCCAAAGUCAACCCUGCCCUUGCUUCUCAGCAUUCUUCGAUCCUCCUUCCGAUCCUAAAGGCUAUCAUUGCCAAGAUGCGAUACGACGAGACCUCCUCAUGGGGCGAGGAAGAUGAGCAGACGGACGAGGCAGAAUUCCAAGAACUUCGCAAGAGACUUGGUAUCCUCCAGCAAAUGAUUGCUUCGAUCAAUGAACAGCUGUACAUGGAAGUUGUGUCGGAGAUGGUAGCAACUACUUUUGAGAACCUGCGGCAGUCGGGCUCCCAAAUGGACUGGCGUGACCUAGAUCUUGCCUUGCAUGAAAUGUUCUUGUUUGGAGAUCUCGCCGUCAAGGCCGGAAGUCUCUACACCAAGGGUAACCCCAACAACCAGGCUGCCGAAAGGCUCAUCGAAAUGAUGCUGAGGAUGGUCGAGUCCGGUGUGUUGGAGAACUUCCUUCAACUGGUUCACCACCCCAUCAAGAAGGUGAAGACUCGUUCUUGGUACCUUUUCCAGCGAUUGGUCAAGCAACUCAGACAGUACGUUGGCAACGUCGCGCAAACCGUUGUGGAAGCUCUGGGCGACCUUCUCGUAAUUCGCGCCGAACUGCCUUCGGAGGUAUCUGAAGGUGAUGAGAUGUCCUCGGAGGACCACGAAUUAGCCGACGCCAUCUUCAAUAGCCAGCUGUAUCUUUUCGAAGCCGUCGGUAUCAUCUGUUCGACUCCCACCAUCUCACCGGAUAAACAGGUCCUCUAUGUGCAGGCGGUGCUCAAUCCUAUAUUCCUCGACAUGGAAAAGAAUCUUGAGGCGGCGAAAUCACAGGAUGAACGAGCCAUUCUGCAGAUUCAUCAUGAUAUCAUGGCGCUGGGAACCCUUGCCCGCGGAUUUUCAGACUGGAUGCCUGGAACGAACACGCCCGCUACCCUACCUGCACCCGAAGUCUCAGCAGCGUUCAAUCAGGUGGCAGAAGCUACGCUGGUGGCCUUGGAGUCCCUUAAGUCCUCAUUCAAUGUUCGGACAGCGGCCCGAUUUGCGUUCUCGAGGCUCAUCGGUGUCCUCGGUUCUCGAAUUCUGCCACAGUUGCCAAGGUGGAUUGACGGCCUUCUUACUCAGACUUCUUCGCGCGAUGAGAUGGCCCUGUUCCUACGUCUCCUAGACCAGGUUAUUUUCGGAUUCAAGGGCGAAAUCUUUUCCAUCCUUGACACACUACUCACCCCCUUCCUGCAACGAGUGUUCUCCGGAAUCGCCGAUCCCACAACGGGCACGGAUGAUGAGAUUCAACUGGCCGAGCUGAAACGGGAAUACCUGAACUUCUUGCUGGCCGUUCUGAACAAUGACUUGGGUGCUGUCAUCAUCAGUGAACGAAAUCAACCCAUUUUUGAGACUGUCAUCUCCACGAUUGAGCAUUUCUCCAAAGAUAUCGAUGACUUUACCACAGCGAAGAUGGCUUUCUCUGUUCUUUCGAAGAUGAGCAGCUCGUGGGGCGGUCCGGAUGUGAUCGCGGAAGCUUCCAACGGGACCCCUCCAUCGCAGGCUCCGCUGCCUGGUUUUGGCCAGUUCAUGAUUACAAGAUUCUCGCCGUUAUGCUGGGCGCUGCCGUCCACACCUUCUUUCAACUCCAAGGAUGCGCAGGCCAAGCAGGUUCUUGCCGAAGCGGGCGGGUUACAGCGUACGAUAUAUGCCAAAACCGGCAUGGAGUACCUGACGUAUCUCCGUGACCGUGAACUGCCCGGCAUGGGUAUGGGUGGAGAAUUGAUUGAAGAGUUUGUGGGUGCUUUGAGCCGGCUGGACUUGAAGGGGUUCCGGCAAUUCUUUCCGGUAUGUCUUUCCAACUUCCAUAUUCUCUCAAUCUGA